AUCAAAGAGUUGAGAAAGUUUUUAACACGAGCGAUGGCAUGAAACCAUGUACGACGGGAGUGUGGAUGUCUGUGUCGCGUGAUUCAAAUGGUGACGGAAGCACGAUUUUACUCGACACAGAAGGAACUAACUUAGGCGACAACGAAAACACAGACUUGCUCAGCAUCUUCACCAUGAUGAUGUCUUCCGGUUUGGCUCUCUUUGCAAGGGAAGCAGUACAAAAUCAUAAAGUACAGUUUCUGUACCGUGUUUCACGCUUGAGCGAACAGAUUUGGAAAGAUGAUGCAGAGAGCAGGCGGGCAUUUCCACAACUACUGGUGAUCAUAAGAAAUGCCCUUGCACCAUCCCCAGGUAAGACUUUGCAGAGUCAAACUCAAGAUUCUAUACUUGAUGGAAAUUACGGAGAAACCAUUGCAAAGCACUUUCCUCGAAUUAACAUUAAAGUUCGAGACAUUCCCUUCGUGGAUUCGAAACGAUUGCGUGACUUAGAACAGUUUACUCGUGACGAUUACGCAAAUGUCGCAACCUCUCUCGCCUCUGAUUUAAGAAGUUUUCCUUUAAAAAAGACAGUACAUGGAGCAAACAUAGAUGGAACAACGAUCGCUUCUCUUGCAAAGAGGCUUGAGAUUGCUCUCAAUCAAAAUUCAAGGAGUGGAUUUUCAAAUACGUACACCGCUCUCGAAACGGAGUUGUGUGAUCGUUUUUACCAAAACAUAAUUGAACCUUUUCUGAGAAAUAACUUGAAUCACAUGAGGAAUGGGAGACAGCAAAUUAUCGAUGAGUUCACCGAAAACUGUGCUCUGGGAACGGAAAGAACGAAAAUCAGAGAUAAAGUGGAUGAAGUUAUUGCCCAAAAAGAAGAAAUGGCAGAAAGAGAGAGACGCCUUGAUACAGAACGGAGGAGAAAAGAAGAAGCGGAGAAAAUGGAAAAGGAAAGGGAGGAACAACGCCGCAGAGAAGCUCGCGAGAAAGAAAAGAGAUUAGAGGAAGAGAGACGAGCGGCAGCGAAAGCAGAGGAAGAACAAAGAAUCCAAGAAGAAAACUUGCGCACAGCUGAAGAAGACAGGAUAAGGUUGGAAGAAGAAGCUGCAGCUCGAAGAGCGAAAAAGAGAGAGAAAAGUGACAUAGCAAAAGCUAUUAUUGGGGGUGUGCUCCUGUUUGGAAUUUGCGACUCUCGACUGAAAGAAAACAUCACAGUCGUGCCGCAUUCAGAUUACGAGCAGAUCGGUGUUCGUAGCUACAACUGGGUAUGGUCCAAAGAUGCCGUAGAACUUGGCAUGAGUGGAACAGGGCGUGGAGUCAUCGCUCAAGAAGUGGAAGAACUGUAUCCGUGGACCGUGGUUAUGGGUGACGAUGGGUACAAGAGCGUGGACUACGAAGCCUUGAAACAAAUGGUAAUGGAGAACAAAACUGAUUACUGUUUUAUCACGCAACGUUAUGGAACCAAUCGAAAUCAGAAGUCUUAUGAGUAACAAGACAUUUAUAUUUUUUCGGUAUAAAACGCACAACACAGCGUAUUAGAGACUUCCAAAGUAAUUUUAUACUUAAAUAACAUUUUGGUGAGAGUAUGCAACCUGAUAAUUCGUUUCUGUAACUUGAUAAAUCCAUGUAAUCUGUUUUUUUUUUGAAGUGAUAAACAAUAGACAUGUACUGAAGGAGAAACAAAACACUUUUUUGGACUUUUUUGGGGUUUCCUGAUUAGCAAACUUAUUGAUCACCAUAAAAAUAGAUAAAAUUUGGAACUGUCACUGUGGAUUCUUUGGUCAGUAAUUAAGAAAAAAGUUUGGUGUUUCAUCUUCUUUCCUGAUCAUAAACAACAGAAAUGAACGAACAAAGUAAAUAAAAAUCGUUUAGUACAUAGCUCGCAAAG
Stylophora pistillata is the source of this 1870-nucleotide messenger RNA. RefSeq lists its product as uncharacterized. Gene Ontology annotation, molecular function: GTP binding; GTPase activity. The record is from RefSeq and is a predicted model, not a curated record. NCBI's taxonomy places the organism in Eukaryota, Metazoa, Cnidaria, Anthozoa, Scleractinia, Pocilloporidae.